UUUAUGUUGAUAACAUCGUCCACCUUUUGAAGUUCUGACUAAUUUACGAAAUAAAGUAAUAAUUAUUAGUAUGCCCAACUAAAGUCUCUGUACUGGAAAAAAUCUCAAAAUGGCAAGCUCUGCAGCUCCAGCAGUUGUAAAAAAAUUGGAUGAAACCGUCGUGAAUCGAAUCGCCGCCGGAGAAGUAAUUCAAAGACCAGCCAAUGCUCUGAAAGAAUUAUUGGAAAACAGCUUGGAUGCCAAAUCUACUAAUAUUCAGAUCACCGUCAAAAAUGGAGGUUUAAAGUUACUUCAGAUUCAAGAUAACGGCACUGGAAUCCGCAAAGACGAUCUGGGCAUUGUAUGCGAACGUUUCACAACUAGUAAAUUAACUCAAUUCGAGGAUCUAAAUACAAUAACCACGUUUGGAUUUCGAGGCGAAGCUUUAGCAAGUAUUAGUCACGUUGCUCAUCUUACCAUCAUAACGAAGACAGCCUCAGAUCCUUGCGCUUACAAAGCUAGUUACGAAGAUAGCAAGUUGAAAGGUCCUCCUAAAGCGUGUGCGGGUAACCAAGGUACUCAAAUUAUAGUCGAAGAUUUAUUUUAUAAUGUAGCCACUAGAAGAAAAUCAUUGAGGAGUAGUAGCGAAGAACACAUGAAAAUUGCGGAUGUUGUGAGUAAAUAUUCCAUUCACAAUCCUACGGUUGGGUUCACUCUUCGUAAACAAGGUGAAAGUUCGACCGAUGUCAGGACCAAUCCAAAUUCAACUCAUGUGGAUAAUAUUCGAUGUAUUUACGGUCUAAAUGUAGCCAAAGGAGUUGAAUUAGUUGAAGCUCAGGACGACUGCUUAAAGUUUACUCUCAAAGGAUACAUGUCCAACGCUAAUUUUCCUAUGAAGAAACAAAUUUUUCUUCUCUUUAUCAAUAAUCGUUUGGUUGACUCUCAAAACAUAAGGAAAACCUUGGAACAAGUGUAUAGUUUGUAUUUACCGAAAGGAAUGCAUCCUUUUUUAUACCUUAGUCUAUCGUUGGAUCCUCGUAAUGUCGACGUGAACGUUCAUCCUACCAAACACGAGGUUCAUUUUUUACACGAAGAUGUGAUCAUUGAUAAAAUAAAAAUCGCCAUCGAAGCCAAACUUACCGGAUGUAAUACGUCUAGAAUAUUUUACACUCAGACCAAAUUACCCGGAGAAGUGAAACCUGCUACGGAAUCUGCUCCUAAAACGGAAAAAACUGCUUCGGAAACAGCUCCUGCUCCUAAUUAUACAGUUCGUAAUGAUCCAGGAACUCAAAAAAUUGAUAAAUUUUUCAGCCCUAAUGCUCCUCCACCUCCUGCCAUUACGAAUCCUAAUAUCAGUAUUUCUAUCGAGACUAAGAGAGACAUCAAGCUUACCAGCGUAGUAAACUUGAAAAAAGAAAUCGAAUCUAAUGUCGAUGAAAAGCUCAAAGAUAUUUUACGUAAUUUCUCUUACGUUGGCGCUGUGAAUAAAAUCUGGUGUGUGAUUCAGCAUCAAACGGAGUUGUACAUUUGUAAUAAUGCUUUGAUAUUCGAAGAAAUGUUUUACCAAAUGAUGAUCUCGAAUUUUGGCAAUUUUCACGUCAUAAAAUUCUCAACUCCUUUAUAUCUCCCAGAACUGAUAUCAAUAGCUAUGGAAGAAGUGGAAGGCAGCGACGAAGAAAAAGCUCAAAUUGCUAAAGCUGCAGCUGACGUUAUCGAUUCCAAGAAACUCAUGCUGAAUGAUUAUUUUGCGACGGAAAUCGAUGAAAAUGAGAAUCUCUUAUCAAUUCCUUUAUUAUUAGACAAUUAUACCCCGAGUGUGGCCGGAUUACCUUCUUAUGCGUUAACUUUAGCUACCGAGGUCAAUUGGGAAGAGGAGUUGCCUUGUUUUAAGACAUUCUGCGAGCAGACUGCUUCUUUCUACGCUUACGGUUGGAAGAAAGAGAACGUUCCAGAUGAUGAAGACCUUACGGAUGGCGAAUGUUUAAAAUGGACAUGGACCCUGGAACACGUUUUGUACCCAGCGAUUAAAAAACAUCUGCUACCGAGCAAGAAACUCUUCAAUGAUCGAGCAGUUCUACAAAUCGCCAGUUUACCUCAAUUGUAUAAAGUAUUCGAAAGAUGUUGAACUAGUUUUUAUUUUAUUAUUUUUACUCAGUCAUACUUGUUUGUAUUUUUAUAAUUUGCUCGGUGUCUGUUUCAAAUUGAAUGAUCUUUGUUUUUUAUUUUAUUUUUUUAGAAUUACAUCAGUAUUUUUUUCUUA
Molecule: messenger RNA, 2239 nt
Organism: Planococcus citri (citrus mealybug)
Lineage: Eukaryota; Metazoa; Arthropoda; Insecta; Hemiptera; Pseudococcidae
Gene: Mlh1
Product: DNA mismatch repair ATPase Mlh1
Exons: 13
Coding region: 110-2104 (664 amino acids)
Biological process (GO): mismatch repair
Cellular component (GO): MutLalpha complex
Molecular function (GO): mismatched DNA binding; ATP-dependent DNA damage sensor activity; ATP binding
Source: RefSeq, a predicted model, not a curated record